Messenger RNA from Sinocyclocheilus rhinocerous, 1534 nucleotides. RefSeq names its product vacuolar protein sorting-associated protein 13B-like. The record is from RefSeq and is a predicted model, not a curated record. The transcript is spliced from 7 exons. The annotation marks the transcript as partial. Lineage: Eukaryota; Metazoa; Chordata; Actinopteri; Cypriniformes; Cyprinidae.
GCGCAUCUUUCAGAGGAAAGACGAAUAAUGUCCCCAGUGUCUUUCACGUUGGCCCCGGACGAUCAGGCACUCCUUAUAGUCCAGCCCUGCACAGAUAUAACUCAUCCACAACCUCCGUGUGUCCGUCUCUCUGGCAGACGCAGGGAAGUCUCUCCCGGAGGCGCUAGACUACAGUGUGUUUUGGCUGCAGACGGUCGCAGGAGAGGCCGACAGCCGGACAGGUAUCCCCCCCCCACUGCUGUCUGUGUCCCUCAGAGACUUCCUCACUGGACCAGAGUUGAAGGUGGACAUCAGUCGGCCGGUGAGAGUCAGUCCCACUCUGGUUAAGAUUGAGCAGGCGAAGGUCUUCUGGAAGAGACUCUUUCCUGAGAGGGAGCCCAGAACACCUGCAGGCUCCGCCCACCGCUGCAGCGAAGCCCCGCCCACAGCCGACCUGCUGCUGCGCUCUCUGCAGUCGCCCGUUCCCUUCCACAAGAUCUCGCUGCGCACGGUGCAGAUGGUGGUCGGUGUGGAGAUGGAAGCGCACGCAGCGCGGCCCAGUCUGACGCUGUCUGUUUCGGCCAUGACCGGUGCGCUGACGCUGAAGAACGCCGCCAAACCCGCAGAUGGUUUUAAGGAGGUCUGUCUGUCGGUUCAGUGUGAGGACGUGUUGGUGCGGACGGGUCUGAAGGACAAAAGUGCAGUGUUUGUGGGUCCGUUCUCCUGCAGUGUGGAUCUGGAGGCUCAUUGGUGCAGACACAGCGGAAGCUCCGCCCCCGACUCACCUGGACCCCCGAGAGUGUUGAUUGACAUGAAGGGAGGCCUGCUGCAGGUGUUUUGGGGGCAGCAGCAGUUUAACUGUUUGUCUGAGAUUCAAGAGCAGCUGCAGAACUACUGGAAUCAGAUGAGCAGAACAGAGGCGGAGUCUAACGAGAAGCCCCUCCUCUCUACACCGCCACCCACCCCUCGCCCCGCCCAAUCAGAACACUCCUCUGAUGACCUGCGCACAGGCAUCUUCCAGUACAUACAGGACUCAGCAUGUCAGAAGCUGCCAUCGCCUCAUGAGGUGGUGUUUUGGAGGGAGACGGACGAGUCUCCAGGUGUGAUGCUGUGGCGGUAUCCUGAACCACGUGUGAUCACAUUCCUCAGGAUCACACCUGCUCCCUUCAACACCACUGACGACCCGGACAUCAGUACAGCCGACCUCGGGGACGCGCUGCAGAACGGCGUGUUGGAUGCGGAGGAAGUGGUUUUCAGUCAUUACGUCAUCUGUAACGACACACAGGAAGUUCUGCGGUUCGGACAGGUGGACACAGAUGAGAACAUCCUGCUGCAGAGCAACCAGAGUCACCAGUACAGCUGGAGAACCCACAAAUCCCCACAGGUUGUGUUCAGUCCUCUGUUCAUGAUGUGGAGUCACCUGCCGGAUCCGGUUCUGGUUCAUGUGGAGAAGAGGAGUCUGGGUCACAGAGACACACAGCUCAUUCACGGCCGCGGCCACCAGGAGGCGCUGCUGAACGUGGAGGAAGAUCUGACACACCACCUCACCUUCCAG